Messenger RNA from Syngnathus typhle (broad-nosed pipefish), 3250 nucleotides. Its product is annotated as paired box protein Pax-7-like. Bases 267 to 1823 code for a protein of 518 amino acids. Gene Ontology annotation, biological process: anatomical structure development; regulation of transcription by RNA polymerase II. The transcript has 9 exons. Gene Ontology annotation, molecular function: DNA-binding transcription factor activity, RNA polymerase II-specific; RNA polymerase II cis-regulatory region sequence-specific DNA binding. Lineage: Eukaryota; Metazoa; Chordata; Actinopteri; Syngnathiformes; Syngnathidae. The record is from RefSeq and is a predicted model, not a curated record.
ACCCCCUUUGCACAUUUCCGCCUGAGUGCCAAAGUCGUGCUUUCUUGACACGGUGUUUGACACAUGACGCAGUCCACGUGGGCCCACGCCGCUCCCACUAGGCAACUUUCCUCGCCCUUGAAAUUAAUGCCGCCGCAUGCAUCCUGCUUUCUUCAACACGCUGGACCUCUCAAAGUGGCUGCCACCUUUUGUUUGGGGGGGAUCCAAGUUGUUUCUCACAUUCGUUUCUAGUGCGUUUUCCUUGCAUAUUAAACAAGUGACAGACAAUGACGGCGUUACCCGGAACCGUGCCGCGGAUGAUGCGCCCGGCCUCUGGGCAGAACUACCCAAGGACCGGCUUCCCUCUGGAAGUGUCUACACCUUUAGGCCAGGGCCGGGUCAAUCAGUUAGGGGGCGUCUUCAUCAACGGCCGACCCCUGCCCAACCACAUCCGCCACAAGAUAGUCGAGAUGGCCCACCACGGCAUCCGACCGUGCGUCAUCUCUCGCCAGCUUCGGGUAUCCCACGGCUGCGUGUCCAAGAUCCUGUGCCGCUACCAGGAGACCGGCUCCAUUCGGCCUGGGGCGAUCGGAGGCAGCAAACCCAGGCAGGUCGCGACGCCCGACAUCGAGAAGAGAAUCGAGCAAUACAAGAGCGACAGCCCGGGAAUAUUCAGCUGGGAGAUCCGAGAUAAACUGCUCAAGGACGGCGUGUGCGACAGGAGCAGUGUCCCUUCAGGUGAGACACUCGCUGUGAGUUCCAUCAGUCGAAUACUGAGAGCUCGUUUCGGCAAGAAGGACGACGAGGACGACGACGAAGACGAGGAGUGCUUUAAAAAAGACGAAGAGGAAGACAAGAAAGCCAAGCACAGCAUUGAUGGCAUCUUAAGAGACAAAGGCUGUCGAAUGGAUGAAGUGUCAGAUGUGGAGUCGGAGCCCGAUCUCCCCCUCAAAAGGAAGCAACGCAGGAGUCGCACUACGUUUACAGCUGAGCAGCUAGAAGAACUGGAGAAGGCUUUUGAGAGAACCCACUACCCCGAUAUUUACACCAGAGAAGAGCUGGCCCAGAUGACUAAACUCACUGAGGCGCGAGUGCAGGUUUGGUUCAGCAAUCGCAGGGCCAGGUGGCGAAAGCAAGCAGGAGCCAAUCAGCUAGCGGCUUUCAACCAUCUGUUGCCUGGUGGAUUCCCCCCGACAGGGAUGCCAACACUUCCUACAUACCAACUGGCAGACUCCGGCUACCCAAGCAAUAUUCUGUCCCAAGAUGGCGGAGGUACAGUUCACCGGCCCCAACCGCUACCUCCCUCCACGAUUCACCAGAGCGGUCUAUCAGGCAACGACAGCACUUCCACCUAUGGUCUAGCUUCCAAUCGCCACAGCUUUUCCGGCUACACCGACACCUUCAUGACAUCUGCACCCAGCAGCCACGUUAACCCGGUGAGCACUGGGCUUUCUCCGCAGGUGAUGAGCAUUCUGAGUAACCAGAGUGGCGUUUCCUCCCAAUCCCAACACGAUUUCUCGGUGUCGCCGCUCCACAGUAUGUUGGAUGCCCCUCCACCUAACGCUGUGCCAGGUCCCGGCAGCCAACGUUUGGCUGAGGCCUCCAUUAAGACGGCGGACGGCCUUCCGUCCUCGCAGUCGUACUGUCCCCCCACGUACAGCACCACCAACUACAGCAUGGAUCCGGCUGUGGCUGCAGUGGGCUACCAGUACACCCAGUAUGGCCAGACUGCAAUGAAUUGUCUGGCCAAGAACGUGGGCCUGUCCAGCCAGCGCAGGGUGAAGUUGUCCGACCACUCGGGUGUUUUGGGACUACUCCAGGUGGAAACCGGUCAGGCGUACUAGUCCUCUUUUGUGUGACCUCAUCAACACAACGGAUCACCUGCAGAACAAUCACCUCAAUACUCGCAGUUCUGUUUUGUCAAAGAGACCAAGUGUACGCUAGUAAACAUGUAAUCAUUUGGUUUGAUAUGAUGAUAUUUUGGUUCAUAACUGCAGGUUCCAGCUUAUGUCAUUUCCAAUGGGAACAUUCCAUCCAUUCGGUGUAUUUUCAACAUGUCAUUUUUUUCGCGGGCCGCAUUGUAGUCAUAGCUUCUUUCGGAGGGCCAUUAUGACUGUCAACCCAAAUCAAUGUAUGAGCACCUCAUAUUAUAUACCGUCAAAGCUACAAAACAAACUGAAACAAGAGUUGUUUGAAACCCUAACACUAGCUUCCAGGGGUGUCGAACUCCAGUCCUCGGGGGCCGCGUUCCAAUAUCUUUUCCAAGUUACCCUCGUUAAACACACCUGAGUGAAAAGAUCAGUUCAUUUUCACGUUCUGGAGGAGCCUAACUUUUCACACAGGUGCACUUAACAAGGGAAUCGUGGAAAACAUGUUGGAAUGCGGCCCCCGAGGACUGGAGUGCGACACGCCUGCCUCAUCCAGUAAAAGUUACAAAACAAACUGAUAAAUAACUCCUUUUCAAAUCAGACGAGUAAAAACUGGCCAAAUAUUAAAACAAUUAGAUAUUAAAAGUGAAGACAAUUUGCAAUUCUCAUAAUGACAUGAAUUUGAUGCACAGUUUGUCUUCGCGGGCCACAUAAAAUGAUGUGGCGGGCCGUAUCUGGCCCCCGGGCCUUGAGUUUGACACCUGUGUUUUAAGUUGUUCCACGUAGCUGCGUUUUAAAUUGAUGUGGAGUGGACAAAAACAAUUGGAAGACUUUGGGUGAACAAAAUAAUUCCCUCAGUUACAAUCAAUGGGAUGGUUAAUUGGUGUCCUUCAAUCUGAAAAUGGAAUUGUCAAAUAACUGCAAACUAAUUGCAAUGAUUAGAGUAUUAAAAAUAUUUGGCGACUUUGAUUUAUAUGGACAUAUUUUGUUUUACUUUUCAUUGUAAUAAUCACCUUUAGGUAGGUAGCUAAAUACGCAGUCAUUUUACUGUAAAAAAAUGUAUAUCUUUGUAAUAUAUUAUCUUAUUAAGAAAUGUCAGGUCCAAAUAAUUUUUUAAUGUGUUUUUACGUAAGACUCAAUGUAUAAUAACUGUCAGUACGACACCACAAAUUUUCCAUUUAUGACGUUAUAUUCUCACUAAAUGACACAAAAAGGCAGGUAUUAUUAUCAUUAUUAUUAUUAUGGUGGUGAAAACCACAGUGGAUUGUUGCAAGUGAGUCCUGUUUUUGUAAUUCAUCCUCAAGUUGUUUCUUCACUGUUGACAUUGACACAUCUGUGUGGAUCAGACAUCAGUUGCCUUCUGUAACUAUGCUCGCCUUUGAUUUAUUUAAUAAAAGCAGAAU